Messenger RNA from Solea solea (common sole), 1058 nucleotides. RefSeq names its product HscB mitochondrial iron-sulfur cluster cochaperone (gene hscb). The transcript is spliced from 6 exons. Lineage: Eukaryota; Metazoa; Chordata; Actinopteri; Pleuronectiformes; Soleidae. The record is from RefSeq and is a predicted model, not a curated record. Bases 96 to 905 code for a protein of 269 amino acids. Gene Ontology annotation, biological process: protein complex oligomerization; [2Fe-2S] cluster assembly. Gene Ontology annotation, cellular component: mitochondrion. Gene Ontology annotation, molecular function: protein-folding chaperone binding; ATPase activator activity.
UCUUUCAGAGAGAGGGAUGUGUAUGUUAUGAGAGGAGGAUCUCAUGUUUUGUAUGGCUGCACUUUCCAAAAAUAUACAACAUUUUAAUCUCAGAAAUGUUGUCAGCGAAGCCCUUUCGGGCUGCAUGCUCAUCCUGGGCUGUACUGAUGUGGACGAACCGAUUGUGUAUUUCUAAAGUGUGUAUGUCUACCAGCUUCUCCAUGAAGGACACAUGGCACUGCAACAGGAACACCAGAUCACUGCUGAAGGCGAGAGGACUGACCUGCAACACUAAUCAAUCCAGUACGCUAUGGAAUAACUGUUCAAGUCGAAGCAAAAUGAGCUGCUGGAGCUGUAAACAACCUCUUGACAAAACACCUGCAUUCUUCUGUGUGUCAUGUAAAGUGGUGCAGCCCCCUGAAGAGGGAACAUCUUACUUCAAAAUCAUGGCCUGUGACUACACAUUCACACUGGACACACAGCAGCUACAGAAAAAAUAUCUGCAGCUCCAGAGGUUGCUACAUCCAGACAACUUCAGCCAGAAAUCUGUGACGGAGCAACAGUAUUCAGAAAGCCAGUCAGCUCUCGUGAACAAGGCAUACUCCACUCUGCUUAAGCCUUUGAGUCGCGGUCUUUAUAUGCUGGAGCUGGAAGGGAUGCAUAUAAAGGAGGGUACCGAAUCCGCUCAUUCUGCAUUUUUUAUGGAGUUGAUGGAGAUCAAUGAAGCUCUCGAUGAGGCACAGACUCCAGAAGAAGCCAACAAGAUCGGCCAGGACACAAAAGGGAAACUGGCAGAGCUGACAAUGCAGAUAGACACAGCCCUCCGUAAAGGGGAGCUUCAGAAUGCCCAAGCGCUUCUCAUCCAGAUGAAAUACUUUGCAAACAUUGAAGAGAAAGUCAAGGAAAAACUCUGUCAUUUCAUGUAGUUUUUACCCUUUUUUUUGUGCCACACUAUUUAACCUUUUUAGACACUUUUUGUUACAUUUGUCUGGAAUUAUGUAAAAUGAUGUGAUUGUUCAAGUUGAAUGAUAAAACUUGUACUAUAAUGCACAACUGAAUAAAUGGUGACUAAUACAUAA